AUGAAAAGUAGUAAUCUGCCGCACGGCAGUAGUACCCAAGGCUGUCUACAUGAAGGUAAUGAUCCAUUAAUAGAGGACCUUCUAGUGCUUAAACAGCGUGUUCGUGAAUCAUCUCAUUUAGUAUCGAGUUAUCAACGCGCUAUUGCAUCCAUCCGUGCCCAUCCAACGCCUUUACGGAGCGUUAAUGAAGCCAAGGAGCUCAAGAAUAUUGGCAAUUAUUUGGCAAAUAAAAUCCAUAGUAUCUUAGUUAAAAGAGGUUUAUUAGUAUUAAAAGAACCCGUAGCAUGUACUAGAGCUCUUCUUACGACUGUAUCACAUGAUGAAGAGAAGAGAUCGAUCCGUAAUCAUGCGUUAAAGACGCUCAAACGAUCCAUUAGAGAUUAUAUCCCAGCUUAUCGUAAACAGCCAUGGUAUAUCCUAUUAGCACUACAAGAAGCUCAAGCAAUGAAUCAAGACAGUGCAGUAUCAAGUAAAGUAUUACUACAGAGAAUAGUACUGGCUGGGUAUACAGGGAAUUGGAGCAAAUUACGGACGUGUCUAUCAUCUCUUAGUGGAACAACAUACAACCUCGUGGACAGAUCAGAUACAGGUGAUUACUAUUUGACGAAAAAGGGUCAAAUUAGUGCCAAAUUGUGUCCAGGAUCACUGUCGAAAUCAUGGCCAAAUCCUGUUGCAUCUCCUGCUAUUGAUGUUUUCAAGUCAACGUCAGGCAAGAGCUCGAAACCAUCGAGUUUGACAAGUGAAUUAAUUACUCGACAAUGUUUGUCCAAUCCUGAAAGGACGUGCAUUGUUGUCAACGACUCGGACGAUAAUGAGGUUCUGGAGAAUGGAAUGCUGGAACCAGAACCAGAAACGGAAGUCAAUAGGAAGGAUGCUGCUGUUUUUGCAACAGAUUUGAUUCGAGAAAGAGAUUCGUGGGAAUUGGUGCUGCUGUUGGAUCACCGUGAGAUCAUUGAGCGACGCAACCCGCGUAUUAUAGAACGAAAGUUACUGGAGCAAAGUGUGAAUUGUGAGGUGCGUGCGCUUGCAGUGGGUGAUGUUCAAUGGAUAGCUCGACGAUAUCGCAUUGACGGAGAAACAGAGGAAUUUAUGAUGAACGUCAUUGUUGAGCGGAAGGAAGUUCACGAUUUGUCGGGCAGUAUCGUUGACCGUCGCUUCUUUGAGCAAAAAACACGCUUAGCAACCGUGCGCGAGAACUGCGGUGACAUGCAUGUUAUAUAUCUUAUUGAAGGCUCUUUGACACAGAUGACGACCGUACGAACGAGUGGUCUAAACACGGCAAUGGGUCGUAUCCAGGUCCAAGACAACUUUUACGUCCAGCAGUGCCAGAACACGGAUGAAACCGUGACGUUCCUUGCUCGCGUACACGCACGUCUACUGUCAAAAUUCCCUUCGAAGUCGAGGAGUGCCAAGAUUGCUAGCUCGCACCUUUUGUCUCGAAGUGGGUCUAACAUGGAUGAGUUUGCACGAAUCUUUUGUCUGCCUCCUCAGACCUACAUAUCAUUUAACACCCAGUUUCGGAGAAAAAACCAGUUCACCGUGCGCGAAAUCUUUCAGCAAAUGCUCCUGCAAGCACCCGGGCUAAGCGCUGCAAAGACUGUCGGUCUUUCAGCAAAGUACCAAAACUUUCGCGAGUUGGAAGAUGCUUUGCGUAAACGUGGCCCAGACAGUGAAGUUGAACACGUGCAGUAUGGGAAAAGUCAGCGUCGUCUUGGCACCAAGACACGCCGGUACCUUUGCGACCUGCUGACUUCCAGUGGAUAUACGGACAAAAUGUGA
Molecule: messenger RNA, 1779 nt
Organism: Peronospora belbahrii
Lineage: Eukaryota; Oomycota; Peronosporomycetes; Peronosporales; Peronosporaceae
Source: the annotation of a GenBank genome assembly